CUGCGGACCUUGGAGCCGGGGCCUGGUUACGCUGGGGCUCAUCUCUACCGAAAAUGUUUUCUCUGGGGUCCUGGCUGCCGGCGUUGCCCUGGCUGGCAUGGGGCUGGGCGCUGCUGGAUACGCUCCUGCAAGGGUUGGUGGGUGCCUGCGCCGUCUCGGUGCUCUGCAGCCUCCUGAAGGUUUAUCUCUACAUCCAGUGCCUGAACAACCCGGAGAGACAGGCGGAGAAGGAGGCGAUCCGGGCGCAGUGGUGGGUGCUGGAGCCGCUGCACGUGGUGGUGCUGACGGGCGUGCUGGCGCUGGUGGGCUCCCGCGUGGCCGCGCUGGUGGUGCUGGAGUUCUCCCUGCGUGCCAUCUCCACCGUCCUCUCCCUCAGCAAGGGCGCCCACAGCAGCCAGCUCUACCUGCUGUGCCAGUACUCGCUGGGCUGCGGGGUGUCCUGCGGCCUCAGCUUCUUGCUGGAAGGGGCUCCCCACGGGACCUGCAACCUGCUGCUGGCGGCGGGGCUGGCGGGGCUGCUGGCCACCUACGCCCGGCGUCUGGCUCGUCACGUCUGCACCCUCUACGAGCUGCACAGCCGAGCACGUUACUGCGGCAUCUGCAUCCUCCUCCUCGCCUCCGGUCACGGCAUCCCCCAGCUGCUCCGGAAUGCUUUGGCCGUCACCUUCACCGUGGCCGACCUGGCCGCCGUGGCACUCAUCAACCGGGAUUUCCUCUCCACGGCGGAGGCCGUUCGCUUCUGGACGCCGCUCACCAUCUGCUACACGCUGCUGGUCAUCUACAUGCAAGGCAGCCGGUUUACCAGACGGUGCUGGUACGGAUGGGCGGCCUCUUCAUCCUCCUCCUCACUGUCGGCCGUUGGACCGACGUCCUCCACGUCUUCAUCUCGCUGCUGGGAGAGCUCUGGUGUCUGCUCCGCGCCGGCAUCAUGCUGGAGGUGUGCCGGCGGCAGGUCCGGCCCUUCCACGGCUUUGGCGAUGCUGCCGGGGAAAGUGGAGAAGAGGAUCGCUUCAUCCGUCUUCAUCACCCUGGUGCCACCGCAGAGGGAGGCGGCUGCCAAGGAGAAAACCCAAAGGGAGACACGGUCAGACAGUGCCGAGGUCCCGGGCACCCAUCGCCCCCGGACCCCACCGCCGCAGCACCCCACGUUACCCAAUGGAGAAACCCGCCCAGCGGUCCCCAAGCCUUCGUCCCCGCCGGUCCUCGUUCUCUCUGAAGCGCCCCAGCCCUUGUCUGCAGAGGCGCUGGGUCCGGCACUGCAGCAGCUGGACCUUGCAGCACCUGCCAGCUUCCAGGCCCCUUCCGCCUUCCCCGCUGAAUUGAGGCCGCCCAAAUUUUGCCAGGAGCAAGCAGGCAAGCCGCAGUGGCAGGAUGCAAACGGGUACCUGGAGAGGGACAGCUCCAGAGACAUCUGUGCCUUCUGCCACAAAGCGCUGGGGCCCCGGGAGCCGACGGUGGAGGCGAUGCGGAAGCAGUACCACGCCGACUGCUUCACCUGCCGGACGUGUCACCGGCUCCUGGCUGGCCAGCGCUACUACCAAAAAGAUGGACGCCCCACGUGUGACACUUGCUACCAGGCCACGCUGGAGAAGUGCGCCAAGUGCCGGGGGCUGAUCACAGAGCGCAUCGUCCGUGCCCUGGGCAAGGGCUACCACCCUGGCUGCUUCUCCUGCACCGCCUGUGGCCGGGCCAUCGGCACCGAGAGCUUCGCUGUGGACGAGCAGGAUGAGGUGUACUGCGUGACCGACUUUUACAGGAAAUACGCUGCGAUUUGCAGUGCCUGCGAGCACCCCAUCGUCCCCCGUGAGGACAAGGACACCUACAAGAUUGAGUGCCUGGGACGCAGUUUCCACGAGAGCUGCUACCGCUGCGAGAGCUGCAGGACACCCCUGUCACCGGAGCCAACGGAGAACGGGUGCUACCCCCUGGACGACCACCUCCUCUGCAAGUCCUGCCACAUCCGAUGGCGAAACGAGUCGUCCUGCUAAAACCCCGCAGCUCAACGUCCAUCUUCCAGUGCUGGACACCAAAAAGGGGCCGUGGCCAGUCCUGGGUGCCUGCUGCACCCCCAAAUAGCUGCAGAACUGGGGUUUUCAUCACCAAAAUGUAGCUGGUACCCCUGUCCUGCCGGGCUGGCCAGGCAGAGAAGCGCAGAUGUGGUGUCCCAGCACGGCUCCGAGCUCAUAGCAAACAUAAAAAGCCCUGGCAGAGCAGCGGUGGCAGAGGAGCUGAGGUUUAGUUCACUUAUUUCUUUUUUUAAACUCCUUUUCCAAGGCCGGUUUGGUUUCCUUGGGUGUUUGGUUUUUUUUUUUUUUUUUUUCUUUCUUCUCAAGCUUCCUUGGGGUUUCACUUAAACAUGUGGUGACACAGAGAGCGGGCACUGAUUUAGUUACUCGUAGUUAAAUAAACCCCUGAGU
Messenger RNA from Grus americana (Whooping crane), 2417 nucleotides. RefSeq names its product transmembrane protein 82-like. The coding region runs from base 54 to 1988 and encodes 644 amino acids. The transcript is spliced from 12 exons. NCBI's taxonomy places the organism in Eukaryota, Metazoa, Chordata, Aves, Gruiformes, Gruidae. The record is from RefSeq and is a predicted model, not a curated record.